AUGGCUUUGGAGGUUUGGGGUGGAAAGGCGUUGGCUCUGGAGGAGGGGUGGGAUGAUUUCUGUAAGCAUGUUCGUUUUCGAAUUAGGGAUGGUAGGAGGAUCAGAUUUUGGGAGGAUCUUUGGUGUGGGGAUCUUCCUCUUGCGCUCGCUUUCCCACGGCUUUACAGGAUAGCUUCUCAUAAGCAGGCCUUGGUGGUUGACUGUUAUAAUCUUGAUAACGGGAGACUGACUUGGGAUGUUCAGUUUAGUAGGCACUUCCAGGAUAAGGAGAUUGAGGAGGUCACCCGGUUUUUGGCCUUUUUGUAUCGUCAGACGAUCACUGCUGGGGAUCUUGAUUGUUGGAUUUGGAUACCCAACCCUCAGGGUCGUUUCGAGGUGAGGUCCUUUUUCAAGUGUCUUAUGGUUGGCGCUGGAGGCUUUUUUCCUUGGAAGCCUAUUUGGCGAUCCAAAGCCCCCCUCAAGGUGGCCUUCUUCGCGUGGACUUCUGUCUUGGGUAGGAUUUUAACCCAGGAUAAUUUGAGGAGGAGGAACCAGGUGGUGAUUACCAGAUGUUAUUUGUGUUUGCAUGAUGAGGAGACUAUUGAUCACCUUCUAUUGCAUUGUAGCAUGGCUAGGGGCUGUUGGGACUUGAUGAUUGGGUUGUUUGGGAUCCCGUGGGUGAUGCCUAGCUCCACUAGAGGGUUGAUUGAGGCUUGGAGAGGAUUUUCAGUGGGGGCUCUCAUUUGGGACGGUUGGAGGGCUACGCCUCUUUGUGGAGGGAUUUUCGAUCUGUAG
Messenger RNA from Cornus florida, 774 nucleotides. RefSeq lists its product as uncharacterized. The record is from RefSeq and is a predicted model, not a curated record. NCBI's taxonomy places the organism in Eukaryota, Viridiplantae, Streptophyta, Magnoliopsida, Cornales, Cornaceae. The coding region runs from base 1 to 774 and encodes 257 amino acids. The transcript has 3 exons.